Messenger RNA from Aspergillus brunneoviolaceus CBS 621.78, 978 nucleotides. RefSeq lists its product as uncharacterized. Lineage: Eukaryota; Fungi; Ascomycota; Eurotiomycetes; Eurotiales; Aspergillaceae. Bases 1 to 978 code for a protein of 325 amino acids. The transcript is spliced from 3 exons. The record is from RefSeq and is a predicted model, not a curated record.
AUGACCAUAGAAUCGAGCUCCGUCGCUAUAUCUACGCCCAGAUCCCGGCCCCGUGCUGCAACGACUGUGCAACCAGCUCCCACCUUUCCCGCGUCCCUUUCUUCCCGACGCUCUUCACAAGUCAUGGCCCCUCUUACGCUCUCGCCUACUCUCAACGCCUCAGCAGCAAGCCCGAUGCCGGCCGCUGGGGAUCAAGAGACUUCACGGGCAGCCGCAGUGUCUGAAAAAUCAAUUGUCAAGGAACCUCGAAUUGAGCGAAAGGCAGGCCCACUACGUCAUCCCAAACCGCUGACCCCCUCCGAUAUCCAUUCGAUGUUGGAGCAAGAGCAAGAAGCAAUGGUUAAUCGGCUAUCGAGAGAACUCUCUCUUCUUCGCCAACAAACAGCCUCGGUCGCAUCGACAACAUCAUCUACAUCGACUACACUCAACGAUCCUAUGGACUCUCUACACGCCUCCCAGUAUGCCAUCAGCUCCACGGUUCCGACGACUUCGCGCCGACAUCGCUCCUCUUCCAGCCUCAGUUCUUCCUACAUCCCCGCGGUUCAAGGGUCGCGGACGGGCAGCGGGUUCGGAAUCGCACCGUCGAGGGAGACACAGCUACCGUCGACCCGCACGGACUCGGGUAGGAGUCGAGAGCCGUCGCUCACUUCUCGACAAUCGGACGCAGCAUUGUCACAGCAUCACUUGCCGUCGACCGAUCAGCUUUCACCCUCCAUAGGAGGUUUCCCUUACCGGAACUCGAUCACUCAGCAGAAGAGCCCGGUUAUUCCUCCCUCCCGCCACGAGGAGCUCCUAGCCCAGCGGGAAGAGGUAGAUAUGCUGAAGCGGGAGAAUGAGACUCUACGUCGCCGUGUGCGGGAACUAGAGCUGAUUGUUCGAAAUUCUCGAGAACAGGAGCGUGCUACAGACCACUCCAUUCCUGAUACAGCGCGUUCCGGCGGAGAACAGGGGAGGGAGAUACUAGAUUCCGAGAAUUGA